Auxenochlorella protothecoides is the source of this 1722-nucleotide messenger RNA. RefSeq lists its product as hypothetical. The coding region runs from base 1 to 1722 and encodes 573 amino acids. The transcript has 13 exons. NCBI's taxonomy places the organism in Eukaryota, Viridiplantae, Chlorophyta, Trebouxiophyceae, Chlorellales, Chlorellaceae. The record is from RefSeq and is a predicted model, not a curated record.
AUGCGGGGCUGGGUCGAGGUGUCGCUCCCUUUGGGCAUGCUUGCGGCAGUGUGCGGCACGGGGGCACUGCUCAACAAGCCAUCAAACGCCAGACCACCUUCCAUGCCGGGCGAGGAGCUGGUGUGGGACGUGCUGCUGGACUUUGAGCGCCUGCCGUCCUUUCUUCCAAACCUGACGGCCUGCCAGGUGGUGGCCCGCCCCCACGUGGGCCGCCUGCAGGUCCUGCAGCGUGGCAGCGCCCACAGCUUCCUCUGGCACCUCCAGGCCCAGGCGCUGCUGGACCUGGUGCUCUGGCAGGACGGCGUGGGGGUGCGCAAGGCCAAGUUCCGGAUGGUGGAGGGCGACUUCAAGGACUUUGCGGGGUGCUGGUCUGUCACCGCCACCCUGCAUCGUGGGCGGCCAGCGACGCGGCUGGUGUACGAGGCCACGGUGGUCCUCAACUGGCCGCUGCCGCGCAGCAUCGUGGCCUACAUGGUGAAGAACGGACUGGCGCAGAACUUGGCGGCCAUCGCGGCCCGAGCCGUCCAGCUGGAGAGGGGCAGGGAGCGUGAGGACAGCGCUGCCUCCUCGGAUGUCCAGGAAGACUCCUCCUCCGCAAAGCCCUGGUCCUUUGGCUCCGCCCAGGACUCCAAGGCCUGGGAGGCUGCUGCGCGGCCAUCGUACCUCGGCAUCGCCUCCGUCCCGCUGCCUGCCAGGGUGCCUGGGCCCGUAACAGAGGGAGCGCCCCAGGGCGUGCAGGUGCAUCUGCGACGCCUGGACGAGCUUUCUUCACUGCAUCGCCGCGUGGUCGCCAGCGUGGCCGUCCACGCCCCCCGCGCCGUCAUCUGGGAGGCCCUGACAGGCUACAGUGACCUGCCCGGCAUCAUCCCCAGCCUGGAGACCAGCGAGGUCUGCAGCAAGCGGGUGGGAUACCUGUCGCUCCAGGCGCAGGCGGUGAUGGAAGUCCUGGAGAAGGAGCAGAGAGAAAUCCAGUUCCGGCAGGUGGAGGGCGACCUCGACUUCUUCCGUGGCAAAUGGAUGGUGGAGGACGACGUCGAGGAGGAGACGGGCGUGCCUGUCUGCAAGGUUACGUAUGCCGCCGAGGGCAAGCUGCAGCACAGCGCGGCCGUCACGCAGGUCCUGGAGCCCCUCCUGGAAAAGGUUGACUGGCUGGCUUGGUGGGGGGCGGAAAAGUUGGAGGAGAGCUUCCGGCGCCUGGCCGAGGAGGUGGAGGCCGCGUAUGGCAAGCAUCGCAUGAUCCCGCCCCGGGAUGUCUUGCGCGCCGAUGGGCGGUCCCACCUGGAGAAAGCCAUCUCCCAGCAUGGGGGCAUGGCGGUCGUGCUGGCGAGGCUGGGAUGGGCGGCCGCCAAGCGGGCCCGGAAACCGCGUGGCUACUGGUCCAACCUGGAGAAUGUGCGCGCUGAGAUCCGCGCCUUCAUCAUCGAGCACCACCUGCCAGAGGGCAUCAUGCCGCACAAGACGACGUUCGUGCGGUGCGGCAGGCACGACAUUGCCCGGGCGGUGGAGCGCUUGGGGGGCCUGCACCACCUCACCACCGCGCUGGGGUACAGCAAUCCCAGGCCUGCAGGGGCCGGCGCGACGCAGUGGCAGGCACAUGUGUCCAAGGUCGCUGCCGUCACCAAGCUCUCCGGCAAGCAGGGGCUGUUUCACGUGGCAGCAUGCACAUACGACAAGGAGCCCAAGGAAGACGGGCAGGACCAGGGGGAGAGCGGGGUGUCGUAG